GUAACACCAUCUUUAACCCCGUAAUUAGUUUACGUUCUAUAGCGGGUUCGUGUCGGUUAAUUUUACAUCUUUUUCUGUUUUUUGUUUUUAAAACUUCAAAAUACUAGAAACCAGUUCGGCGAUGAAUUAGUUUUCGGAUAUUUGCUUUUGUAGUUGUGAAUGAUUACAUAUUUUAAAAUUAUUAUAAAAUUUCGUAUUUUUCGUGAAGAGUGAAUACCGAAGUGUUCGAUUAAUGAAUCGUUGGUGUUGCUGAUUGAAAAUCGUGUACAGAUAUUAACCUGAUCAUCGUCCGGACGUGAAUCAAAACUGGUAUUGGAUCUUUCUAUAUACUCAAAUGCGAUCAGUCUAAAAGGUUACCAUAAUGUCAGCAGCGGAUGAAAGUACACCACUUCUCAGAAGUGAAUCCUUAUCUGAUCAAUCACUGCCUAAAAUCUAUUCGACGAAAAAAAAACAUUGUCAAAUAUUCUCGUUCGUUACUUUAUUAAUAAUUUUAGCAUUAGCCGGAGCAGCAAUCGUAUGGAUUAUAUCAGCGAAUAAAUCGGCAGCGUCGACUCCAGUAGCCCAAAAUGAUAGUUUAAGACAGUUACUUAAUAAUUCAUGGCCCAGACCAGAUACGCAAAUCGCAGAUUUGCCGUUUACGUCGUUAUCGCAAGUAGACAUCGAACAAGCGAUUGAUGAAGCUAAACAGACGCUGGAAAAACGAGAUGCUAUUGAAAAUGAGCUGGAACCUAUAUCCACAGAUAGUCCUUCGUACAGGCACCAACAUGCUAUUGUUAAUUCACCUUACGGAUACGAUAUUUCGAAAUUAGGAUAUAUUGAAAAUCAAGCCACCAAAUACCUCAGAACGAAAGGUGUAGAAAACGUAGUUCGAUACGAAUCCGCCAAGGAGCUAAAAUGGGCAUCUGAAAGUGAUUGUAUUAAAUUCAACUCGAGCAUUCCGUGCUCGUUUUCCAAAUAUCGUACGGUAAACGGAUCGUGCAAUAAUUUACAGCAUCCUCAGACAUGGGGUGUAGCUAUGACUCCGUUCCGUCGAGCUUUACCAGCCAAUUACAGCGACGGUACAUCUGAUCCACGAGGAGGCUUCGAAACUGAACUACCUUCAGCUCGAGAUAUCAGUACCAUGGUCCAUAGACCCGUCCAUAGAGAAGACGAUAAUUUCUCCGUGAUGUUAGCCGUGUGGGGUCAGUUCAUCGAUCACGAUAUUACAGCUACAGCGUUAUCUAGAGGUAAGAAUGGAAGUACAAUUUCGUGCUGUGGUGCUAAAAUCAAACAUCCGGAGUGUUUCCCUGUGCUGUUGAACGAAACGGACGUGUAUUACAGUAAAUAUAGCAUCAAAUGUAUGGAAUUCGUUCGAUCUGCGCCUGCGUUAAGGUGUUCAUUUGGUCCUCGAGAACAACUGAAUCAAGCCAGUAGUUAUUUGGAUGGUUCGAUGAUCUACGGAAACACAGAAGAAUUAAGCUAUCAAUUACGUUCUUUCCGAAACGGCGAACUAGAGGUUACUUACACGAGCGAUGGUCGAGCUCUCCUACCAGUUUCCAAAGACCCUUCGGAUGGUUGCAAUCAAGCCGAAGAAAUCAAAAAUGGAAGAUACUGCUUUUUAUCAGGUGAUUCCAGAGCCAAUGAGAAUACACAUUUGACAUCGAUGCAUUUGAUAUUCGUCAGACAGCAUAAUUCAAUCGUAGAACAACUCGCCGGAAUAAAUCCACAUUGGAACGAUGAGACUUUGUACCAAGAAGCAAGGCGAAUUGUGGUUGCUCAAGUUCAACAUAUCACAUACAACGAAUUUUUACCCAUAAUUAUUGGUUCAGAUAUGAUGACCAAAUUAGAAUUGUAUUCAUCGACUACCGGACACUGGGAAAAAUAUAAUUCGUCGAUAGACGCCACGAUCGCUAAUAAUUUUGCUGCUUCGUCGUUUAGAUUUGCUCACACCUUGAUUCCGCGUUUAAUGAAACUGGUAGCAAACGAUACUUCGAGUCCAGAAUACGUCGAGAUGCAUAAAAUGCUAUUCAACCCAUUUGGAUUAUAUAAAGGCGACUUGGACGCUAUAAUUAGAGGCGCGUUAAACACAGAUAUUGAAAAGGCUGAUAAUUACUUCACAACACAGCUGACUGAGAAUUUAUUCAGAAGUCAUUCAAAACCGAAUACUACUCACUCGUUUGGUUUGGAUUUGGUUGCACUUAAUAUUCAAAGAGGUAGAGAUCACGGUUUACCGACGUACCCGUACUGGCGACAAUAUUGCGGAUUCCAACAAGUGACUACGUUCGAGGAUCUGCGAGGUGUUUUCGAUGAAGAAUCUUUGAACAUCAUUUCCACGAUCUACAAAAGUGUCGAUGAAAUUGAUUUGUACACGGGAUCAUUGUCCGAAUAUCCGAUCGAGAAUGGGUUACUUGGACCAACUCUGACGUGUCUGAUUUCCGAUCAGUUCUUUAGGCUGAAAUAUGGUGACAGAUUCUGGUACGAGACGAACGAAAAACCGCAGCGGUUCACUGAAGAACAACUGAAUGAAAUCAGAAAAACAUCAUUAGCUGGAAUAUUAUGCGAAAAUUCGGACAACUUGGAGAACGUAACUCCAUUCGUAAUGAAAUCUAAAAGCGCCGAAAACAAUCGUACCGCAUGCCAUAAUAUAUCUCAACCAGAUUGGACUAAAUUCAGAGACGAAUCUUCUAAUAAAUCACAUUACACGAGAACUAAUCGAGUAAAUGAAGAAACCGUUGAUUAUCAACCAGCUUCUCAAAGCAACUAUUUGGUAGAAAAACGAACCGGACAUCGUACGAAUUUUGCAGACGACAAAAUUGCUUCAUCAUCACACGAACUACCUACUUACACAGAAGAUCAACGAAAUUCUUCUAUUCCGCAUUCUUUCCACGAACCAAAAUCCGAUCAAGACGAACAAUCACGAAAAAAUAUCACUAAUUGGGAAGAGAAUGGAAUACUCAACGAUAGAUUAAAAUUUUUGAGCGAUGAAGCUAGAGCUGAUUUUGAUCGAUACCGGAGUUCUUCGAAUUUACAUCCUAAUUCUACACCGGAACACGAGGUCUCGCAUCGUUUCAAUGAAAACGAACUCAUUGAAAAUAGGUUACACUUGAAUCCGGUAUUCGACGAAGAAUCGCAGAAAUUCAUCAACGAAUCGUUAGCUGAUUUAUAUCGACGAUACAAUUCAUCGCGUUUACAUCCCAGCUCCACAUCGGAACAUGAGAUCUCUCAUCCUGAAAGGGAAUUACAUCUGAAUCCAGUAUUCGACGAACAAUCGCAGAAAUUCAUCAACGACUCAUUAGCUGAUCUUUAUCGACGACACAAUUCUUCAGUAGCACAUCCUAUCUAUGCACCGGAACAUGAGAUCUCGCAUCCUAUCGAACGGAAAUUACAUCUGAAUCCAGUAUUCGAUGAAGAAUCGCAAAAAUUCAUCAACGAAACAUUAGCUGAUCUAUAUCGACGACACAAUUUUUCAGUUCCACAUCCCAGGCCUGAACCAGAACACGAGAUCUCACAUCCUAUCGAACGGAAAUUACAUCUGAAUCCAGUAUUCGAUGAUGAAUCGCAAAAAUUCAUAAAUGAAACAUUGGCUGAUAUAUAUCGACGACACGAUUCUUCAGGUGUACAUCCUAAAUCCGAAUCAGAACACGAGAUCUCACGUCCUUUCAAUGAAAACGAAACCAUUGAAAAGAAAAUACACAUUAAUCCAGUAUUCGAUGAAGAAUCGCAGAAAUUCAUUAAUACGACAUUAGCUGAUCUAGAUCAACGAAAAAAUUCUUCAGAUUUACAUCCUCGCCACGCUUUCGAAGACGAAAAAUUCGCCAGAAUUCAUAAUACAACCGAAGCCGAAAAAUACUUCCCUGAAAUCUUCAGGAUAAGAUCUUUAGUGAAUCCUACGGAACACCGUAUCAAAGAACCGAAAAUUCACAACACUACUUUAGUAACAGAUCGUGUAAGAAUAAACGAUGACAAAUCAUUCGACAUUACUCCACCUAUCAAAGUUUCGGAAGAUCAAUACAAGGAUACAUUAUUCACAUGGCGGUGGUCUCCACAAGCAAAUGCUAUAAAAGGUAAUUUCAGCAACGAAAAAGAAAACGGUACUUUCGAGCUGAAGUAUAAAACUAUCGAAGGCAAAGCUCUGAACCCAGAUUGCGUUUAUUACUCGAAGAUCUCAUCGUUACCUAAUUUCGAACUGAAUACUACCGCAGAACCUGAAGGAUGUUCCAAAAUAGUACCUGUAAUAUUCAACGAAACUGAAUGGGAUGGUAAAAUCACAUUCCACGAUCACGAUUUACCCAAUGAUCUCGAGAAAGAAAACGAACUAUCGUUGAAUUCCGAUUACACUAGAAUUACGCUGAAAAAUAUCACCGGAAAUGUCAUCAUGUCUGUCGAAGGAGAAAACGUAAUACUUUGGAAUGGUACACUUCCGGCGAUUUUUGAGCCUAAAAUGAGUUGGCUAGAGAAGGCCGAUAUAGCCGCAUACCCUGUAUCUUGGUCCGGUUUCGAUAUGGGUGGCUUAUUCACCGGAACUUUCAUGCUGGCCGAAAAACAAGACGAUGCGGUUAUGUGGCACGAAGGUAGAUUCUCGCUGAAUUUAAGCGGCUACGAAGAAUUAAUUCAGUCGAUUCGAAUCUACACUACUGUUAUUUAUUUAACCGAUAACGAAGACGUCGGAUUCGAUAUCACGGAAAUAGAAGAAAUCACCGAAUGGGAUUUAAAUCAGUAUUCUCGUUUAAUUAUGAAAGGACAUUACGUAGAAAGUAGAUUCCACUGGAAUGGAGAACUCACACUAGUUCUUCCGAAAGUAACUGCAGAAGAAAGUAAAUCGUCGUCGUACAGACCUUACACCAGAUACGGCGGAGAAGUUCUCGGCGGAUCGCUGUACGCCGAAUUGAACGGUCCUAAGUAUUUAUGGUGGUCAGGAGAAAUACCCGGUACAGUUUUGUUACCUGUUGAUAUACCUCGUGGAUAUAAACAAAUCUUUGACCAAGUCAUAUUGUGGACGUUCGUUUCACAAAAUGCGAAUUUAAAACACGCUGUUUUUGUCACCUAUUGUAACGAUAGUCGAAUAGCGUUAUCUGGAGACUUUGAUUUCAAACUCACGUCUAUUCUUAAUACACCUGAUCUUAGUCCUAAUACCACUUAUUAUUCGCCGAUCGUAUUGCAACAAAGUAUAAACGAUUUUAACGACGAUGUCGCUGAUAUGUUAUCCAAAAAGGAUAUUCCCGGUACCUUGGCACCGAUCACUUUACUUGGUAGGUAUUUACGAAGAGAACGUCUGUUCGCAUGGAAUGGAAAAUUUGUUAUCUCAGUAGUUGAUAGUAACUAGUUUAUGUAUUUUUUUUUUUCAAUCUACGUCAUAAUUUUGUGAUAUUAUUUAAAUCUGUGGUUUACAUUUAAAUGUUUGUUCUGCGUUCCUUUGUGAUUAAAAAUUUUUAAUGAA
Planococcus citri (citrus mealybug) is the source of this 5416-nucleotide messenger RNA. RefSeq lists its product as uncharacterized. Gene Ontology annotation, biological process: response to oxidative stress. Gene Ontology annotation, molecular function: peroxidase activity; heme binding. NCBI's taxonomy places the organism in Eukaryota, Metazoa, Arthropoda, Insecta, Hemiptera, Pseudococcidae. The record is from RefSeq and is a predicted model, not a curated record. Bases 362 to 5302 code for a protein of 1646 amino acids. The transcript has 13 exons.